Paramecium pentaurelia is the source of this 315-nucleotide messenger RNA. The record is from the annotation of a GenBank genome assembly. Lineage: Eukaryota; Ciliophora; Oligohymenophorea; Peniculida; Parameciidae.
AUGGUAAAGGUGUGCUAAUAUGUUAUGAUGGUACAAUAAAUGUAAUUUAUAUUGUAUUUUUUUAGGGAAAGUUAGUAGAGGUGGUAUUUCCUUUCUUAUUCUGGAAAAAGGUUCUAUUUAUAUAAGAGAAUUUUUGGGUAGUAGUUUUAAUGGAGAAGAAUGAAUGACUUUUGCAACUGGAAACCCAUAUUUGGGAAAAUGGAAAAAUGCAUAUAUGGGUUAAUAUAAAGGAAAAAAAAAUUUGUUCGAAAUUCAUAUAUAAAUUCGUUGACAGAAAAAAAUAUUUAGGUUAUUUUUUUUAAAUGGCCAUUUUGA